AUGGGUGACUUCAUUUGUAAAGUUGUCCCUUUUCUACAAUCUCUGCACAUCUUCGCUUCUUCACACACGAUUGUCGCCAUUUCCAUCAUCCGUUAUUUAAAUGUGGUCAAAAACUACCAGAAAGUCACUGAAAAAUGGUCUGUUUCUCUCAUCAUUGGAGCUAUUUGGCUAGUUUCAGCUACUUGUUCAGUUCCCAUGUACGUCUCUCACAAUGUCCAGCAGAUUUAUAUCCACGGCGGAGUUUUCCACUACCCAGUCUGUCUAGAGUUAUGGAUGUCCGUUCUGUGGCGACAACGUUAUACCGUGUUCGUCUUCCUUCUGCAGUUUCUUAUUCCCUUUUGCUUGAUUUUCUUGUUCAGCGUCCUUAUUUGCAUCUAUUUACGACUUCGGAUGACUACUCGAUAUUACUACAAAGGAAUUCAAAACUAUAAGUUGAUCCGCACCCAGAAAAACACUUACUUACUUUCAGCAGUUACCGUUACUUAUAUGGUCACGUGGCUGCCUCUCGCUCUAGUCAACCUGCUCCUUGACUUCGAUCCGAACAUUCUCGAUGCGCUCAAUACUGAAACUCUCCAGCUUCUUUUCGCCACCAUUACUAAUCUCUCUCUCUCUCUCUCUCUCUCUCUCUCUCUCUCUCUCUCUCUCAGUAGCUGA
Messenger RNA from Acanthosepion pharaonis, 654 nucleotides. NCBI's taxonomy places the organism in Eukaryota, Metazoa, Mollusca, Cephalopoda, Sepiida, Sepiidae. The record is from the annotation of a GenBank genome assembly.